Pygocentrus nattereri (red-bellied piranha) is the source of this 6829-nucleotide messenger RNA. RefSeq names its product potassium voltage-gated channel, Shaw-related subfamily, member 1a (gene kcnc1a). Gene Ontology annotation, cellular component: axon; dendrite membrane; neuronal cell body membrane. Gene Ontology annotation, biological process: potassium ion transmembrane transport; protein homooligomerization. Gene Ontology annotation, molecular function: protein binding; delayed rectifier potassium channel activity. The transcript has 4 exons. The coding region runs from base 937 to 2748 and encodes 603 amino acids. NCBI's taxonomy places the organism in Eukaryota, Metazoa, Chordata, Actinopteri, Characiformes, Serrasalmidae. The record is from RefSeq and is a predicted model, not a curated record.
AAUUUCUACUCCCUCCUAAGCCAUUGCGCCUGCGCGUCGGUGUAACGCAGUGACUGCCUUCGGUCCUCUUGUGCUGGAGAGACAGAGACGAGGAUAAAAACGGGGAGUAAAGAAUGUUUCUCUCGCCAAUACGAGACUAAAACUGACCUUAGUCUUAACCGUGGACUUCUCGCGCGUUGUUUCUGAUGUUUCUGGGGGGAGCAGAAGAUGGAAAGGACACAUUUUCUCCACCAUUGAGGACUCGCCACAGUAACAGACCAACUGAUGCUGUGGUAACUGUUGCCUGCGUUUGCUAGCAGAUCCUCAAAUAAUCACCUGAUACGUUUGGCUGCGCCUAGAUGUGAUCCUCACGGAUAGAUCCCCCCACCACAGACCACCCAAAUCUGAGGAGGGAACGGCUGUGGACAGGAUUGGUGCAUGUGGCUCGGCACUGAGGCUGGAGAAGAGGAGAGACAAUCAGAGACUGUGUAUACAGGGUGAGAGGAGAGGAGAGGACAGGAGAGGAGAGGAGAGGAAGGGGAGCGCGCAAUCCCUCACCACCACAUCGACUUUAGAGCUCAUCUCCAGCGACCCUCCGUCCUCUUCUUCACUACAGCACCUCGGCGGGGUCUGUGAAUGAGGAGCAGGAUGAUUCUGGAGCGCCUGCUUUUUCGCGCGUUCGUGGGAGGCUAGCGCUUUGGGGAGCCUACUGGUUUCUCCAUUCGGGGGUCUCUCAAUAAAGCCAUAAUGAUAAGCUAUGUGCAAGUCAAGCUGAUUUAGUUUGUUUCCUUUUUCUUUCUUUUCUCGGAGUUGCAACAGACAGCACCCAAACGGUCUUCGUCAUUUGGCACUUCAACUGGUUCCACGGUCGCGCGCGUGCGAGCGUGCACCAGCGUCGCGAGCUCAGCGCUGGUAACACCCGGACCUUGGCCGAGACAUGCCUGAGCGAGCGACGCGAUGGUCCAAGGCGACGAGAAAGACCGCGUUGUGAUUAACGUGGGCGGCAUCCGGCACCAGACGUACCGCAGCACCCUGCGCACUCUCCCGGGGACGCGCCUGGCCUGGCUCGCGGAGCCCGAUGCGCACAGCCACUUCGACUACGACGCCCAGAUCGACGAGUUCUUCUUCGACCGGCACCCGGGCGUCUUCGCGCACAUCCUCAACUACUACAGGACGGGCAAGCUGCACUGCCCCGCGGACGUGUGCGGGCCGCUCUACGAGGAGGAGCUCGCCUUCUGGGGCAUCGACGAGACGGACGUGGAGCCGUGCUGCUGGAUGACUUACAGGCAGCACCGCGAGGCCGAGGAGGCCCUGGACAGCUUCGGCGGGGGGCCCGCCGAGAUGGGCAACGACGACACAGAAGGGGAGCUGGGUGACCCGGGCGACGGCGACGAGGAACUGGAAAUGACCAAGAGGUUGGCCCUGGGGGACGCACCUGACGGCAAAGCGGGGGGCUUGUGGCAACGCUGGCAGCGGCGCGUCUGGGCACUCUUUGAGGACCCCUAUUCUUCUAAAUAUGCAAGGUGGGUGGCAUUUGCCUCUCUGUUCUUCAUCCUGGUGUCUAUAACCACGUUCUGCCUGGAGACACACGAGGCCUUCAACCCCAUCAUCAACCGCACAGACAUUGACCCCCUGGACAACAGCACACGGGUCUAUCAGGAGACGGAGACUGAGGUGUAUCUGACCUAUAUCGAGGGUGUGUGCGUGGUGUGGUUUACCUUUGAGUUUCUCAUGCGCAUCACCUUCUGCCCUGACAAAAAAAAGUUCAUCAAGAAUGCGCUCAACAUCAUCGACUUUGUGGCCAUCCUGCCUUUCUACCUGGAGGUGGGCCUGAGUGGCCUGUCCUCCAAAGAGGCUAAAGAUGUACUAGGGUUCCUGCGGGUGGUCCGAUUCGUGCGGAUCCUCCGGAUUUUCAAGUUGACGCGCCAUUUCGUAGGCUUGCGGGUCUUGGGCCACACCCUGCGGGCCAGCACCAAUGAGUUCCUCCUCCUCAUCAUCUUCCUGGCCCUGGGCGUGCUCAUCUUCGCCACCAUGAUCUACUACGCCGAGCGAAUUGGCGCCAAGCCCAACGACCCGCGGGCCAGCGAGCACACGCACUUCAAGAACAUCCCCAUCGGCUUCUGGUGGGCUGUGGUCACCAUGACGACACUGGGCUACGGAGACAUGUACCCGCAGACAUGGUCGGGCAUGCUGGUGGGCGCGCUGUGUGCUCUGGCCGGUGUGCUGACCAUCGCCAUGCCCGUGCCAGUCAUCGUCAAUAAUUUUGGGAUGUAUUACUCAUUGGCCAUGGCGAAGCAGAAGCUACCAAAGAAAAAGAACAAGCAUAUCCCACGAGCCCCACAGUUGGGCUCCCCCAAUUUCUGUAAGUCAGGCAUGAACUCGCCCCACCACAGCACGCAGAGCGACACAUGCCCGCUGGCCGCCCAGGAUGAGGUUUUAGAAAUGAACCGAGCAGAUCCCAAAGUGAACGGAGAGGCGGCUAAGGCAGCGCUGGCCAACGAAGACUGUCCACACAUAGACCAGGCCAUUUCCCCCGAGGACGGCCAGAUCUUUAGCCCCUGCGAACCACGGGGGGACACCCCGUGUUUCCUUCUGAACAUGGCUGGCCGACCCACACACACGGGCACCAGAGUGAGGAAGGCCGGAACGUUCUCAGGGAGGUCAGGGGGGGAGCCGGCCGGUCCGACGCUCGGCCCGCAAGGCUACCCACUGCUGCAGCUAGGCUGGACACACAGCCAGGAGGAUGGCCAUGCCAGAGUAACCACCUGAUUUCCAGUCCACUUUAAACUCAUAUAGCAAAGCGUGCGAGCGUGCUCUUAGGACCGCAUUAGCAACUAAGAGACCCUUCACUCCCUGAAGCUUGAGAGAUCCACCAUCUACAGCAUUUCCAUAAUUGUAAAGCAGUGUAAGGAAACAUGCACAUGUCAGCACAUUCAUUCACCCACAGUCAUCGCUAAAUAUACCCUAAACUCUUUAGGUGGAAGUGAGCAUAGAUAAGCUUUCAGUUGAGAGAGUGCGACAAAGCAACAAGAAACAGGUGGUCAUAAAACAUUUCAGACAAUAUCCCUUAGACCUACACCAGAGAUGGCCGUGUGUCUGUGUGUUAUUGUUCUAAACAGAUUAUGUCACCAUCUCUAGGCCUAUUAAUGUGUUGCACCAGAGCAUCAUCAAUAGCUAAGCAAUAGCACUGUCUCUCUGUGUACCAUGAUGUCUUGCUCUGUGUGAGCAUGCUCUGUUUAAUUACAUGUUCCCACUGUCAGAAGCAACACGAGCACAGUCAACAUCCACACAUAGCACACAGUGCACCUACACACAUGCUGUGUAUUUCUGUUUUGGUGUGUUGAUUGUGUUUGUACUUGUAAGAGCUUUUUUUCUGUGUGACAGUGUGAGUGCUCAUAUGUAGCCUAUAUGUAAGAGUGAGUGAGACUGUGACCAUAUGUGUAUGGGUGUGUGAGUGGAUGCUCCUGUAAGGUGAAUUAUGUACUUUUCUGUGUUGCUCUAUGUGAUGCAUGCUUUAGGCCAGUCAUGGGCCUUCCAGCAUGUUUUGUCCUGCAACUGGGGCUGGUAUUGGCUAGGAGAGAGGUCCAAAAGCGAGUACGCUAAGAGAGAACUCAUACCAUAACAAGUUAGAUCAUAUUUAUACUUUGGAAUUGACGGAAAGGCCUAGCUAAGAGUUGAGUUGACAUGAAUGGAAAUUUGAUCUUAUAAUGACAGCUUUCCUGGGACUGUGUUCACAGUGUCAGAAUGUGCAUCAAUGUUUCUGGACAGCUGUUGUCAAGACCCCUAUGUAAUGGAUUGUCCAGCUGGAACUUAAUACACGUAACUAGGACCAGUACUCUGUCUUUACUGAAGUACAAAUAAACAUCCACGUUAAGGGAGAAUAUGUCAAGCCUGCUAAGAUUUAAGUAUAAAAAUGUUGCCUCAGGUAUACUAGACCUAGACAGACACUUGAUUAUUCCAAGCCAAUAUAACAUAUUGCAAAGAAUGUGCUGUUUGAAGGAAGUGUACAGCUUUAGAGUGGCCUUACUAAAAUUGUCAGCUUUAUUGUAGCAUCUCUGCAUAAUCUACAGCUGACCUGGGCAGACACAAUACUCUUCACUGGUGAUCCUUUCCCCUACCUGAUACCAGCCCAAAGCAACCUUUCCUCUGUGCAUGUAUGUGCUUCCUUUAACCGCAUGAAAACCUGACAGCCUUUAAAAUGACCCAUAGCUGCUGACAACAACUUGUCCAAAUAUAAACAUACAAAACAAUCCAGAAAAAAAGAAAAGCAAAACAUGAAGCCUCUGUAUCUCAGACUGCCAUUUGCCCGUCUCUCUCCACCCAAACCAAGGUUACCAAAAGUCCCGGAGCAUGGGCACCAUAGUGGCGUCGGUAUCCGCUGGGUCCCGCGGCUGCCCUGCUCUUCUACAGCGCUCCCAUUCUCCCAUUCCCUCCAUCCUCUAGGGAAUGUAAGGUGGAGUGGUAGAGAGCACUCUCCCUGGGUCAGUCCUACUCCUAGAGUCCCACAAACCCUUCCUUGCUACUCCCAUCCUGUCCUGCAGUGUUGAUCUGCUCUGUCCGCCUCUCUGGUCAUCACCCUAAGGAGUUAUGUUGCUGUCCCCAGCUUCUCCCCCUUGUCUCAAUGGCUCUUUGUCACUGCCGUUUGUCUUGUCUUUACCUUCAGGCUUAUGCAGAGCCAUUAGAGAGAAAGUUAACGUCAAAAGAAUGUUCAGAAGUUCUCAGGGAAAGUGUAGGCCAGGCUAUUGUACCCUAUUGUCCAUCAUUUGACUCAGUGACAGAGUUUACAUCAGAGAUUAAAGACAUGCCUGAGGUUCCAUCUGAUCCUCCCUCUUUAUAGUAAUUUUUGCACUGUGGCCCUCUUUUGUUCACCAGCAGACACACAUGCAUAUCCAUGCAAACCUACACGCACUCAGCUAGCCGAACCUCUACAAGAAGUCUUUUGAAUGUAGUCAGUCAGCGGCAACCUGUAGCCUCCUCCAAUCCCUCAAGCCAAGAUUAAAGCCCAAGAUGUUUUCCUAGACAUCCUGCACCUCUUCUUUUCUUUUGUUUCUUGAUCCAACCUACUCUGGCCAACCUACUCUGCUGCAACCCCCCAUGCCCCCCAUCUUUAUUCUCCUUUACCUGCAAAAUGGGUCAUCAAAUAUGUCCCAUCCAAAGGUACCUGGUAGCAAGGCCCCUCAGAAACGUCUCCUGCAUGCCAGAGACUUCCGUUCUCCUCUCUCUGCUAUCCCCAGCGACUGUGUCUCUCUAUUCUUUCCUUCUUUCUGUAUGUCCCUGUCCAUUGCUCUUUCUCUCUACUCUAUUUUUUUUGUAAUCUGGAUUGUGAAAGAAACCGAUGCUGUUCUUUCUGCCAUAAACCCACGUCCGUGAGAAGUCUCUUCACGUUGUUGUUCCUCCACCUCCUCCUGCUCAUUGUCUAAGAUGAGUUGAAUGACCAAGGCCCACUGGCAGGAUGACCUUCAGCAACCCCACCUCCCCUGUAUUCUCUACCGCAGAUCCCUGUAAAGAGGAGACAGUCCUAGUUAAGUAUAUGCAGUCAGAAGUGCUCCGCGUAACCUGAGAGGGAACCACAGCGACUCAGGGAGGGGAACUGACCCUAGAGUUUCCCCCUCUCCAGCGUUUCUUGGCUCUACAGUGGCUUGAGAGCUGUGAGGUCGCUUUCCAAAGGAGAGAUGACAUGUAGAGAAAGAGAAAGACAGAAACAGAUAGAGAGAGAGACAGGACAGUGGAUAUCGGCAGUGGAACAAACGAUUUUUCUUCACAAAGAACGAUUUUCUGCGUGAUGAUCCCUCGAAGGCACAAGGAGUCUCAUUGACAAGGACUCUUUUUUUUUAAAAGGACUAAAGGUGUGGACAGUGUAUCAACACCGAAGGCAUCGUACAAUCUGUUGACAGGCUUGUCAAGAGUUGGAAUAAGCUUAAUAAUCAAUGGUUCAUUAUAGCCACUAACCAUACUAAUGAUAUUACCUACAAUGUCCUUGGUGACAAGUGUAGAAGACUCUUAACAGUACAUUUUAGCAUGAGUUGCAUGGUGGUAUAUAAAAAAGAAGAAAAAAAAGAAAAAAGCUUACCGCUGUUAUGAAUAUCUGUAUGAAAAAAAGAUAUAUUUUCUUUUAAAAGUUCUUCACUUUUGCAUACAUUUCAUGUAGCCAUGAUUACAAGAUGUUCAAAGACAGUGUACUUCUCCUAAGCAGCAAAAUCCUUCACGUUUUUCUUCCAAAUUUUCAUUUGUGCUACUAACCACAUGUGAACCAGCUCUGGUCAUAUUGACCUCAAAUUCUGAAUGAGACACAAGUUACUGCUGAGGAAGACGGUAAAAAAAAAAUAUGACAAAAAAACAUGUUAGCAAGCUUUCUAUGUGGUAAAUUCAACUUUUUCAUCUUGUUUGUUUGGCAUGCUUGUGAUACUGGAUCUUAUUGAGCGAAAAAAAAAGAAUUCAGAGCAAAUUUAGUUGAUAUUUUUCUGUUUUAUGCUAUAAUUAUUGGUGAAUAGAUCCUGUGGAGAGCUAUAGUGAGCAACUGUUUAUUUGACAUAUUAAGUACAGACUUUUGACAGUGUUAUUUUUGAAAAAUAAAGACAAAAAUGACAAAAAUGGCAUCAUGUUAAAAGGAAGGAGUCAAGAUGUUUUACACAUCUUUUCUCUCAUAUCUUUUUUCUUUUAGGUACAAAAAUGAUUAAAAUAAUAAAAAAAAGAAGACAAAUGUAUAUUUACGAGAGAAGAGCACUGUAUGCAAUUUAGAACUUGGGGAGGGGGGAAUCAGAUGCAUGCACAAUGUUAUGCAAAAAAGUCAAUAGAUACAAGAGAAAAAUGAUUACAAUUCUAGCAUGAAAUAAAUUUUGUAUGAAACCUG